CCCUACUCCAGCUGAUCCCCUUCUGUCGUCGGAUCAGUGUUGUUGUGUAUAGUUUCUAUCCUUGGUUUCUUUUUAAUAUAAGUGUAAUAUAACUUAACUUCGGGGAAAUUUAUAGUAUUUUGCUACCAGUGUUAUAAUUAUAGAUCAGAUAAAGUUUUCCAUUAUUGUUUUAUGAGUGGUGAAAUUAUCAUCUCGACGACCAGUGUCUAACCUAUGCAUCAUAUUGAUUUGUAUGGUGGAAGUAAGAUUAAGUUCUUGGACUUCUCCAGUGUACGAGAAACUUGAGUUGACUGGGAGCGUGAGGACUGUCGCCCAGCGUGUGCCCGCCAUGUAAUAUGAGAUCCACCCUGGUGCGAGGCAGCGAGCCCUCAUAUCGCCUGCAGGUCGGAGCCUCCGUCACCCGCUACCAGUCGUGUACCGUGGACCCGCGGCCCGCCAGAGUAGUUCACUGUCCUGAUCUCAACGCUUGCCUUGUUAACGAGGGUCGCGAUCUGCCCGUCCAUUGCAAUGCCGUCCACUACGGCUACGCUAUCCCGGUGAACGUGGUGCCGGUCCCGCAGGCCCCCGAGCUCGCCGAGUUAGUGUUGGACACGGAGCGCGACCUAACCCCCGAGACUGUCUCCUAUCUGCUGCACCACCAUCCCCAGCUGCGAGAGAUGGCGACCACCGCCAACCCGCGGGCCGGCCACCUCUCCGAGCCCGAGGAGGACAUCGCCGCGAUUGCCAAGCAGAUCUCGGACCACGCUGAAGCCAUCUACCAGACCUGGAAGUCCCGGGGACUGGCACCCACAGAGAUUCUGAACUGUCACACCAACUCCACCGCUGCCGACAAGUUCGGUUCGGCUCUGACCCCACAGAGGGAACAAAGUUCGUCGUCUCCGGUCGUGGACCUGCUGUCGACACCCUCGUCACUGAACACCAACAACCUGGAGCAACUCGUCAACAACUUCGUCGUAGAGGACAAGGCGCGAAUCGCUCGCCAGAAGACUAAUCCCACGCAAAAACCUAUUCCGUCUUCUAUACAAUUCGCACUUCAGAAGUUCGAAAAGAAAGCGGCGGAACCAGUAAAAGUAGCGCCUAAACAAACGAAUCAAAGACAGAGCGAUCCUAUUUUGAGAAACUAUAGUAACAGCACGCCAAAACCUUUCCAGCCAAAGCCGUCGAACGUGUCCCCAUACAUUAUGGACACGAUAGAGACGACGUUCCCCGAAGACAUAGAGAAAAGUAAAACGACCAAAACCGAAGAGGGCGGUUCCGGUAUGACGACGUGGCCGUUGAAAAAUAAAACUGUCGGUGACACGAUAAAGAAACUCGGAGGAAAUCUAGACCCGAAGACUGAAAACAAAUACUCCACGAUGCCGAAGACAACGGGGACAGAGUAUCUAGACGAAGUCGCCAAGGAAGAAGAGCGUUUGAUUAACGCACUUAAAACGGGAAUAAUCAUCGCGGAAGAUCCGAACAGCAAGAGGAACGCCGGGAAGAAGACCACAGGGUUGUUGCAAAAGAAGGUCCUGAAAGAUAAACCGAAGGAGGUGGUGAGCAACGCCGACGUGGUGGACUACGCGCGAAUAUCGGACAAGAAGGCGGAGUUGAAGCAAGUGCUGAACAAAGUGAACGUGUUGAGUAAAGUGGAAGCGUUCAGCAAGGCCGAGGCACAGCAGCAACAGCAGCCGGUGGUGGUGCGGAGGUCUCCGGCAGUACGGGCGCCCAGCGGGUCCGUGCCGCACCCCGAACUGAGGACCGGUGCAGCGAGAGUCACCAACCCCGUGCGACCGUUCUUGACCCGAGGCUCUGUCGCCGAGCGUGUACUGAUCUUCGAGAAGUGUCCUACCGAACUCAUCCUAGAGAAACGUGGCAAGGGCAACGCCGUCAACUCGUGGCGGAACACCUCUGUCGAUGUCCAAGCGAAGGCACAGAACUACUCUAGAGACUCUCUGUCCAGCACCAAGAGUGGUCCUCCUCCACACACCACUCUACAAAGACAUGCCAAAGCCAACCGUAGUCUGCUUAUACCAAGGUUCCACUACCCGCAAGGCAAGCCUGGGGACCAGUCACAGCUGGAGAUGACGAUUGUCAACCUCCGGCAAGUGUUCCUGGGUCUGCCCAACCAACAGGCAACCAGGGAGCAGUUUGCUGCAGUCACCAAGGCUGCUGGGUGCCCAUUGUACUGGAAAGCUCCUCUGUUCAUUGCCUGUGGCGGUGAGAAGCUUGGCUAUGUGGAGCUCAAUACAAUAGUAGAAUACUGGCGCACCCUCUGCAGCACGUGUCAUGACGCUGCAUCCCGCUUCCUGCGCAUAGCUACGAGAAGUAGCAACCGUAACUACUUGCUGCCGGAGGAUUUCAUGGCCCUGGUGCAGGAUGUGGUGGACACUCACCCUGGCCUUACUUUCCUCAAAGAAGCCCAAGAGUUCCAUUCCCGCUACGUACAUACGGUAAUAUCCCGGAUCUACUAUUGUGUGAACCAAUCAUGGAGCGGACAGAUUACGCUACCAGAGCUCAGGCGGUCAGACCUACUCAGGGUAGUUGACACUCUGGAGGUGGAGGACGACAUCAACCAGGUGACGCAGUACUUCAGCUAUGAGCACUUUUAUGUUAUCUACUGCAAGUUCUGGGAGCUGGACCGUGACCACGAUCUGUUCAUAGACAAGAACGACUUGGCACGUCACAGCGACCACGAAUUCAAAGAGUUUGUGCGCAGGGCGACUGCUACUACAGCUAAACGUGUUUUGACAUCUCUGUCGACUCGGCUUAUUGACCGCAUCUUCUCGGGGACAGUGACCCGCGGCAAGACUGUCUCACAGCUCAAUGGCUCACCAGAUGCCAAGAUGAGCUACACCGAGUUUGUGUGGUUCCUGCUAGCGGAGGAGGACAAACAACAUCCUCGGGCCAUCGAGUAUUGGUUCCGAUGCAUGGACUUGGAUGGAGAUGGUUACCUCUCCAUGUACGAGUUAGAGUACUUCUAUGACGAACAGCUGCAGAGAAUGGAAGCAAUUGGUAUUGAAUGUCUGCCGUUUGAAGACUGUUUAUGUCAGAUGCUGGACAUGAUUCGCCCUCAGAUACCUGACAAGAUCUCGUUGGCUGAUCUAAAACGAUGCAAGAUGACCCCAAUAUUUUUUGACACAUUCUUCAAUCUAGAAAAGUACCUGGACCACGAACAGAGAGAUCCAUUUGCCUCUCAGAGAGACCACGACACCGAGGAAAAUGAUAAUGAACAGAUGUCUGACUGGGACCGUUACGCAGCCGAGGAGUACGAGUUGCUGGUGGCCGAGGAGGGAGGCAAUGACAAUCACGACGACUUAGGAGUGGAUGAAGAGAUAUAAGACACAUGCCUACGAAGAUAUCCUGAGUCCGAACCUGGACAAGAUCUUGCCUGCGGAAGUGUCUGACGACAGCAGCUCUGACUAUGCGGCAGACAGCGAUGACUGCUCCUUGUAGUCCCGGCGCGCAUGGUGGCGGCCUCGCUCCCUCUGGCGACUCUUCCUACGCAAGAAGAAACGGCAGCAGGCGCCACCUCCUCACAGUUGAAUACCACACUCUUACAAUGGCAACUGCAGAUACUAUACAUAACAAAACAAUUGCCUCAGUAGUGAUUCCUAUUUCGUAUUUGAAUUUGUUUUGGUUAAAUGAUUGGUAAAAAUAUUUACUGUAUGUAUUUUUUGAGCACAUUUAUUGUUAUAAAAAAUUGUAAUCUUGUUUAGAGUGGUGUAUGCGAUUCUAGAAAGUACCAGGCCAGACAUUCUAGAACUACGUUCUCUUUUGAUAACAGCAACAUCUUGUAUUUAUUCAGCCAUCAUUAAAUAUAAAAUUGAUCAUAAAAAUUAAAUAUACACAAAAUUAUAAUCAUUAAUCUUUUGGCGUGUUACAUUUGCUGUAAUAUUCAUAAGGGAUCCAGAAAUGGAGAAAAUGUAUACUUUGGCCAUGUAUCCAGAUAAAAUGACCACGUUUUUAUACUAAGACAGAAGUCAUAUCCUGUUUAUACUUCAAUUCAUGUUCUUUAACGAAUUAAGUGAUGUUUCUUAUGUAAUGGCAUGUCUACACUCAGCAGCCUACCACAUUGGCAUUAUAAAUGUCAAAGUGCCCACACAGUAAACAAAAUAUAACUGUUAUCUAAUUUCCUGCCACAGCGUGUAGACGUGUGCUAUUGUUGAGAACCUACCAGUGCAGUACUAUUUUGAGUGUUUCCAGUAAGUCCAAUCUGUGUUACUGUGUUAAAUGUUUUCAUGUUUUUGUCUUCUAUUCAGCAUUUUUGCAUAUUUUUUCUGGGGUUAAUAGGAGAAACUCAUGUUUCUUUUGAAAUUAUUUUUUUAAGUUGCAAUGUGCAUGUGUCACUUAAAUCGGUUCACUAGUUGUGGACAUUUGAGUUCCGUUUUGUGAUCAAAUUAUGCAGAGUUCAGAAUUUCUGUGCCAAUUAUAAAUUUCAGACUUUAGCUCAUUGGCUUCAUGGAGUUGACUUUUUAAAAUUCUCUGAAUCUAAUAUCUAAAAUGAAAUAGAUAAUUAUAUGCCUGAUAUUCUUUUAUUAAAUGCAAUUUUUUAGUCGUUAGAACAAUUUUUAAAAAGAUUACUCUAACUGCAAGCAUUGAACAGAUCAGUCACCCUUGUUGUGUCGUUUUUACUAGUUGUGAUAACUUUAAAAAUCAGAGUACAUGCUGUAAAUUCUAGAGAUGAUUUUGCUUAGUUUUGGUCUGGUCUGGUAAUCUUUAGACUUUUUAAGAAACUACUAUAUUUUACUCCACAAAUAUGUUGUCAUCCGUUUUAAAUAAUAUUUAUUACGUCCAUAAUAUUUAUUAAGCCUGUGGACAUCAUAAUUACUGUUGAAUUUGUUUUGUAUUUGAAACAUUUUUGUGUGGUUAUUCAAAGAAAGUGAAAGAUUGGUUGUGGAACUCAAGUAUGACAGUGACAGUGAUGACCGAUGAUGUAGCGAUGUAGCGAAGAGGUGUUACUUGCACAGUGAAUAAACAUUUUUUGUGGCUAAGGCUGAAGUACUCACAUCUAGUGUUUUUACUAAUGGACGAACUCACUGUAUAGUGUUUCUUCUAACCCAAAGAUUUGUAAAGUUAGGUGAUAGCAUUGGUUGUACUCCAUCACUAUUGACAGUAUUUUAGAUAUAUCUAUAAUAAUUUAUUUCUUAUUAGGAGAUUGGUUUGCGAAAGCUUUAAUUAUAUUUUGUUUUAUGCAUAUUUUUGUGCAACUAAUUGAAAUGAUUUUUUUACUUUUUGUAUAGUGUGUUAUUGAUUGGUGAUAAAGUAAACUUUAAGUAGUUUAAACAUUUUGUUAACUUUAUGAUUUGAAAAAUCUAUUUGUCAUGAGAGUAAUAUAUUUUGCUAUUUCUUGAAAAA
Homalodisca vitripennis (glassy-winged sharpshooter) is the source of this 5337-nucleotide messenger RNA. RefSeq lists its product as uncharacterized. Gene Ontology annotation, biological process: protein dephosphorylation. Gene Ontology annotation, cellular component: protein phosphatase type 2A complex. Lineage: Eukaryota; Metazoa; Arthropoda; Insecta; Hemiptera; Cicadellidae. Gene Ontology annotation, molecular function: calcium ion binding; protein phosphatase regulator activity. The coding region runs from base 336 to 3320 and encodes 994 amino acids. The record is from RefSeq and is a predicted model, not a curated record. The transcript has 15 exons.